UUUUUGUCACUUAAGUCGCACACUCUCCAAACAUGGGGUUUGUAACAGACCAAAGGCCAAGGGAACACUCAAAAUGCUAGGGAAAACAAAGAAAAAAUAACCCAAUUCUCAAUUAGAGCAGUAUUGGAGAGAUGGAAACAGGGAAAGUAAUAGUGGAGAAAGUAAGAGGAAAAUCAACAGUUACAAAGUGCUUCUCAAAGUAUCCCCUCAAAUUCAUCAUCCCCAGAAAGGUGGGUUCUUCUGAAAGUGAAGCUGUUUGGAUUUACACAAUCACUUAUGGUGGAGGAAUUGUCUCUGGAGAUUCUAUAGCAUGUGAUAUUAUAGUGGGAAAUGGUUGCACCACUGUUUUGACCACUCAAGCUUCUACCAAGGUCUAUAAAGCUGUGGGAUCAAAGUGUUCUGAACAAAUGUUGGAGGCAAGAAUAGGAAGCAAUGCCUUUUUGGCUGUAAUUCCAGAUCCAGUGACCUGUUUUUCCACCGCAAAAUAUUCUCAGAGGCAAGUGUUCAAAGCUAUGUCAGACUCAAGUUUGCUUAUAGUCGAUUGGAUGACUAGUGGCCGUCAUGAAAGAGGAGAAAAAUGGGAUUUUGAUCUUUAUAAGAGCACGAAUCACAUCUUUCAUGAUGGUGAUGAGCCUUUAUUCCUUGAUACAAUAUUGUUAGAACAAGGAACAGAUGCAGGUCUUGCUGAGCGUAUGCAAGACUAUCAAGUGACCGCGAUGGUGAUAUUAUUGGGGCCAAAGUUGAAGCAUGUCCAAAACCAAAUCCAGGAAGAUGUAAAGAAAAUAAUGUCUGAGAGUUUACACAUGCCUACAAUUGGUUCAAGACAGUACACUAGUAGACAUAAUGAUCAUAACUUGACCAAACCAAGUUUCCUUGCUUCCUGCAGCGUAUUUGGUCCAAAGGUAUGGUUAAGGCUGCGUACACACCACCCUCCUCAGACCCCACUUGUGGGAUCACACUGGGGAAUUGGUGUUGUUACUCGAAUAGCUGCCGUGACUACCGAAUCAGUCUACAAUUUUCUGCAACAUCAAUUGUCCAGUAUGGAGCCACUACUUGGUGUCCGUCCAUAUUCUUAAGCAAGUCAAUAAGCAUUUUCCUGUUCACUCAAAUGCCAUCACGAUCAUCCUAGUUGCAGGUUUGAAAUAACUUUUCUUUUCCGAUAUGAGGAAAGUGCUCACUGUAAACUGUCCCGAGGUUUGCCGUGGAUGGAUCACCAGCUUUUGAACAUGGGACAACGAUUAAGGUGGUUACUGUUUAUCGAGAUGGAGAAUAACCGUGCCAGAUCAAGAAUAUUAAAAUGAUGUUAUAUCAACAGGUCAUAACAUUCAAAGUGAAUUGAAAAGUCUUAUUUGGGGGACAUCAUGUAUCCUGUAAUUUCAUUGUGAAUCUUUCCCCAGCAAGAAAUGAAUCUUUGAACCGGGUAUUAAGGAGUGGGGUGCAACUCAAAUACAAAUUGAUCAUUUCUGUAUUUAGAGCUUUGGGAAUUUGAAUUUCUCUUCUUUCCUGCUGCAAAAAUGUUGCCUCUUGUUUUCUUUUUCUGAGAAUGUAUCUUAUGUAAUUCGUAGUUAUGCCUUCCAGUAAAUGUCUCUGAUUUUGUUGUCUUUUCAAAUUUUUUGGUAUGUUUACGACCUAUUAAAGCAUGAUACAUUGAUGAGUGGUAGAGGACAAGAAGUAUUCAUUGAAAGAGAUGGAACACUCUUUUGUGGAUAAAAAAUUAAA
Molecule: messenger RNA, 1719 nt
Organism: Lycium barbarum (goji berry)
Lineage: Eukaryota; Viridiplantae; Streptophyta; Magnoliopsida; Solanales; Solanaceae
Product: urease accessory protein D
Exons: 10
Coding region: 132-1076 (314 amino acids)
Molecular function (GO): nickel cation binding
Source: RefSeq, a predicted model, not a curated record